Molecule: messenger RNA, 3851 nt
Organism: Musa acuminata AAA Group (dessert banana)
Lineage: Eukaryota; Viridiplantae; Streptophyta; Magnoliopsida; Zingiberales; Musaceae
Exons: 5
Coding region: 2886-3851 (321 amino acids)
Biological process (GO): regulation of alternative mRNA splicing, via spliceosome
Source: RefSeq, a predicted model, not a curated record
ACUAAAUUACCCGUACACCAUUGCCUCUGUAAACUAAUGCUGAAUCCCACGGUAAGGCACAACAAGCGACAAAGUCCAGCGUUGGCACGCGGAAACUUCUCCGGCCAACGAAGAGGAGGGUAGAAAUUAAGGGAGAAAGGAGGAGGAGGAGGAGGAGCCAAUUGUGGGUUGCUGAGAUCCAAAGAUGCACGCCAAGACCGACUCCGAGGUCACGAGCAUCGCGCCCUCGUCGCCCGCCCGGCCGGUGUACUACGUGCAGAGCCCGUCGCGUGACUCCCAUGACGACGCAGAAGAACUCGAAGCCGGCUCCUCCUCGCCCUCCCCCUCCUGUCUUCGGUUUCGACGGCGGCGACGACGACCAUGACAUCGAGAGAUUGAGGAGCAGCACAAAAAGGCAAUGGAAGAGGAUUCGACUACGACGGGAUUUACGACGAGAUGAAGGGGAAGAUUGCGCGCCCCAAGGUUCAGGAUCGAACGGAGAGAAAGGUACACUUUUGCAUACGUUUGAAUGAAAAGAUCCUUUUGAUUACGCUGAUGAUCGCAUGGAAUUACCAUAUUACCAUGUUUCGCGGUGAUAUAUACAGGUUUUUAGUGUCAUCACUGUAUGUCAUGGUUCUUUGCUUGGAUUCAUUGUCUUGUGCAUUUUGUGCUGUAAUGUCUAGAGGUUUCUGGUGUCAUCAUCAUUGCAAGUUCUGCUUCUUUAUGUGGAUUCAUUGUUCAGCUGCUACCUAUCUCGAUAGGCAGCUUUCUUCGUCAGUAAUUAUAUAUGGAGAUGACUCUGGUGACACAACUGACCAAAUAAUCGUGAAAUAGGAACAGAAAUCUAAUUUUGUUGGUGUUGUGUAGCAUUAAAAGAACCUCAAAUAUAGAGAGAGAUUGGUCGGAGAAGCAUUAGACGGAUGUGGCUUUCCAGGUGUUCAUCUGAACAGUAGUUCUACUUGUGUGUUGGUGGAGAUAAAGCAGAGGCCAACAAAAAAGUAUCAGACAGACAUCCAACUCGUUUGUCUUGUCUCUGCCCCUCUGUUCGACCGAACAACUGUGCUCAUCUAAUUUAUGGUACAAGCAGUGACUCCAUUGCUGCAGCUUGUUUCAGAGAAAGUGAAACAAAGCGGGGAAUCAUCUGAUAAAGAAGUCAAAGAACAGGCUGCAUACUGUGCGCUGCCAAUCUGGCUGGGUAAAAGGAGCUGUGACAUGGUUAAACGACAUGCAUGGUCUGAGAGCUCCGUGUAUGGGACAGCGCAAUGUGUGCAAGCUUUGGUUUUGUUGGACCCAAAUUUUCUGGUGCUACAGAGGCCAUGGUCUUCACCAACAUUUAGAAUGAAUAUUUCUCAUAAAUAUAUAUAUAAUUAAAAGGUAUUCAGGGAUUUUAUUUUUUGGCAAUAUCAUCACAUUAUCGGAUCUAGAAUAAUAUAACCGGAGAAUGAACAUGUUCACAAUAAACGCAGCUUCUGAAAUCAAAGACAUGGCUUGAAUGCUGCAUAAUGAGAAAGGAGACACAGAAGUAGGUUUUACUCAUCAAAAGUCAACAUUCUAAUCCUGCAUUUGCAAGAGAGUCCAUGAUUAGUCAAUGGUCUUAGCAUCAUCCGAACUGUAAUCCUAUAUGGUCAUUGCAGCUUCUUGUAUCACAAGGUGGAAAUAUUUCUCAUCGAAUCAAUUUCUUAUUCCAAUUUGUUUUCUUUUUCUUUUGAUUUUAUUUUUAUAAUAUCCACAAAGGGUUAUCUUAAAUUUUACUAUAGCUUGCUGGAUAUAAACUGGGAGUUGGUUGGAUGAGAGGACUUAUAAUAUAAACUAAAUCAUGAUGGUUUCGUCAGUGAGAUUAAAGAGGAAGAAUUAUGUUAUGUUAUUAUAUAUGGUGUUAAUGAUCCAUUUCUGCCUAAGCAAAUGUAUGUGAAUCACCGAGAUAUGCUCUUCUACAAGGCUUUUUCUUACCAUAUUAGAAAAUUUUAAAUGAUAUAAUAUAUUUUUUUAUUAAAAUAUUAUAAUAAUUAUAUAAUUAAUUAUAUUGAAGUCAGAUGACUCGUCACGACAUAAUAUUAUACCUCACAUACAUCAGGUCAUAAUUAGAUUAUGUAGAAUUUGUAAUAUCUCGACUCAUCUUAGAUAUAAAAUUAAUAUAAUUUAUAAAAAUUAAAUUUAUUUAUUUAUUAAUUUUAAUUUAAAAUUUUAAACAGUGAUUUCAACUUAACAAAAUUGACGAUCCAAUCAACUCAACCAAGAUUAAAUAGAGUUUAUUUUUAUUUAGAAAUUGAUUUUUAUGACAUGGAAACACAAAAACGACUAUAAAAAAAUCCAAAUAAGGUGAUUUUUCUUUUGUUGUUGUUGUUGACAUGACGUGUUGUAUGAAACCGUCUUUGUGUAUGCUUUCCACCCUUUUUUGAUACGUAUCUGUGCCAGGAAAACCGGUAGGUCGUUGAGUUGUUCUCGCUCUCUCACGAUGCUCACUUUUACUUGUCCAAUUAUAAGGCAGGUAAUUGAACGCGUUUGCCGGAAAGAGUAAGAGAGUUUUGUCAUGACACCUCGUCGGCCUAGGAUUACUUAUCCUCUCCCGAGGCGUAUGCUAACUCCCUUCCUCGGUUCAUUCGAUAUUGGUGGGGCUUCGAUCGGAUACCGGACUCGGAACGAUCGGAGGUCGAAUUUUAGUGCUUUCUGACCUUUUCCCCGGACCAUCCAACUGAAUCUUGAGUGGUUCUAUGCGAGAUUCAUGGGUUUUCGGCGUCUAUUUGGGUUUUUGAUCCAACCAAAUCGGUGAGUCCUUCGAAUUGGAGCCCAGCGAUGAUUGAUUCGUUCUGCGAACUAGGGCUUUUCUUGAGCCCUAAUUGUUUAAGAGCUCGGAGCUCGUCAUUGGGAGAUCGAUCCAUCACUUUCUUAUUUGUUCUGCAAGAGGGAUGAAGAAGUACGGACUCCAGCUUCGAUUUUCGCUGGCGCAGAAGACCUCGAAGCCAGUUCCUCCUCGCCCUCCCCCUCUUGCCUUCGCUUUCGACGACGACGACGACGAGGAUGACAUCGAGAGGGAAAUCUCACGGCAGGCGUCCAAGAAUAAGUCUCUCCAGAAGAUCAAGGAGCAGCACAAAAAGGCAAUGGAAGAGGAUCCCUCAAUCUUCGACUACGGCGGGGUUUACGAUGAGAUGAAGGGGAAGAUUACGCGCCCCAAGGUUCAGGAUCGAACGGAGAGAAAGUAUAUAGAAACACUUAUGGAGAAAGCAAAACAACGUGAGGGGGAACAUGAAAUUGUUUAUGAGAGGAAGCUACUGAAAGAGAGGAGCAAGGAUGAUCACCUUUUUGCAUAUAUGGAAAAGUUUGUAACCGGUGCCUACAAGAAAAAGAUAGCAGAACAAGAAAAAUGGUUGGACGAAGAGAGGCUGCGCCAAAUUCGUGAAGAAAGAGAUGAUGUAACCAAGAAGAGUGACUUGAGCGAUUUUUACUUUGGGCUCGGUGAGAAUGUAGCUUUUGGUGCUCAGUCAAAAGAUGCCACAAAACGGACGGAACAAAAGCCACCCGGAGGCACUUCAGCGGUACCUGAACAUGGCCCUACUGAGAAGAAUGCACAAACAGAUUAUACUCGGGAUACAGAGAAAGAUGAUACCCAAGCCAAGACUUCUAGUCAUACUCAGAACAACUCUGAGCAAGCUAUAGAGUUAACAACAUCAGAUGUUACUGUAAAAGAUUACGAUGAUGGUGAUAAAUUGGCAGUUGUGGAUCAAUCAACUGAACGUUACACGAGAGGUGAUGACGCAUUGGCUUCAGCAAGAGGGCGUUUUUCUAACUCGAAAGAGAGCAAGACAGCAGUUGGAAAGCAAUUGUUUCGUCUCUAUUUAGCACUUAUAUCUCGAGUUAAAAUUGGUAUUCUCUGA